AUGCCACCACUUCCACUGGUAGUAAAUGCGACUACCAUGAAAUCACCUUUUAGGCAUUUAAUAGAUUUUCCAUUUCGAGCACCCGGCAUCCUUUCCGAUCCUAUUUACCGACCGUUAUCAAUCACAUUCAUCGAAUAUCAAGACGGUGACAAACUUGGCUUAAUUCUGGCAUGGUUUUCAAUGUUACCAUUUAUAUACAUUGUCUCUCUAUGUACAUUAAUAAUAUUUCGACGUGAUAUACAGACCAUCAUGUACCUUGGUGGAUUCUUUGUCUCUGGUAUUAUAAAUCAUUUUUUGAAGAUAAUUUGUAAACAGGAACGACCGGAGAGAACUCGAAAUCGAGUAGAUUUUUAUGAGAUUUAUGGUAUGCCAAGUGCUCAUGCUCAAAGUUUCUUCUAUUUCAUGACCUAUAUGGCUAUAUUCGUUAUUCUAAAAUCUCAAAUGCCUGGCUCGUCAAAGACUCGGCCAAUACGUCAUCGUCUCUUUGUUUUUGCGCAAAUUCUUGCCGCUAUUCUAGUUGCAUAUAAGUUUAUCUCUACUACCAUACAAUUGCUCAGGUCGUGGUCGGCGGGUGUCUUGUACGUGCCAUUGAUCGUUGAACAUCCAUUGGCGAAAUAUUUGCUCAUUCGCGAUUAUUCUUCUAUACCACAUAUAAUUCAUUUUCAAUAUGAAAAUGAAUAUAACGAAGCAAAGCGUUGCCGUGAUAGAUAUGCUAACUCCAAUCAUGAUCAAAUAACAAUGGAGGAACUGUGA
Molecule: messenger RNA, 753 nt
Organism: Adineta ricciae
Lineage: Eukaryota; Metazoa; Rotifera; Eurotatoria; Adinetida; Adinetidae
Source: the annotation of a GenBank genome assembly